AUGCAGGUGCAUCCUAACGGACCCAACGGGGGAACAGGACUGGGGCUGUCCAUAUCUACGGCGCUGGCCAAAAUGAUGAACAACACAGGGCUGGGGGUUACCUCUGCACCGAACGUGGGCAGCAACUUCUUCUUCGAUGUCACGCUGGAGGUAUGGCAUAGCCAAAAACCAAAGAAAAACCAUCGAGCAACUCACCUGAGCCAAUCGCUAACGAGUGUAGCUGCGAGGUUUAGCUGUGAGUGA
This is a messenger RNA of Sphaeroforma arctica JP610, 243 nucleotides long. RefSeq lists its product as hypothetical. Bases 1 to 243 code for a protein of 80 amino acids. The record is from RefSeq and is a predicted model, not a curated record. The transcript is spliced from 2 exons. Lineage: Eukaryota; Ichthyosporea; Ichthyophonida.